UUGACAUUAGAAGGAAUGUGUAAAUUUGCGUGAGAAAAACUCAUUUUAUAGGAAUUUCUAACGAGUGUGUACGGAACUAUUUCUGUCAGUUUCUAAUGAUUUGUCUGUUGCACUGAUUUGGUGUAUCGUGAGUACUGGUGAAAUUGUUGAAUGAACGCAAUGUUCCGCACAAACAGAAAAGCCAUAUUUGAAAUGCUUAACGAGCAUAUCAGCGAAUCUUGGAGUGAAGGGUAUUUACAUGCCUCCAAGCAGAUCGAGAAAAAGUUGAAUCUCAAAAGUGAUGCUGAGAGACAAAAAGUCAGAAAAGCUGUUGUGAGAGAGUGUUUAAAAAUCAAGCGGAAGUGGCUUAAUUCCAAUCGCUCAUACAAAACAUUUCUUGUGAAGAAUAAGCACUGACUUAUGUCUGAACUACAAUUUGGAAAAUUGCAGACAGCACGAGAUACAGCAGGAGGACGACCGGCUACUGACUUUCUGAAUAGUAGUAUUCAGUCGAAGCGAAAGAAGCUUUAUGUACAUAGUCCAGAAGAGCUACCAUAUCUCCUAAUGCCCGAAUUCAAGCUUCACAAAUCAGGAGCACACAUGCACUACUCGCUAAAUAUAAUAGAAGUCUUCAACUAUCCUGAUAUAAAAGAAGAAUCGAUAGAGAAGAGAGAAUGUCAAUAUCCUUAUGAAAACAUCACACAGGAGCUACCAUAUAGCUUUACAAACUGUUUUCUUUACCAUAGAGUACGGAUGGAACUGGAAGUUUGUAAUUGCACUAUACCAACAUCACCGAAGGAAUUACCGUGUAAUUAAUCGACGCUGUCUGCCGAUUCUUAGCUGAAUCGCCAAUUAUGGACCCUCAAGAACACGUCAAAAUUCUCAAUUGAUCUACUUCGGCAAGAGUUGAACUUCCCAAACAAUGCCGAGGAUGGUAUUGUGAAAACUGCAGAAAAUAAGUUGAUAACAGCUUGAUGCGGCAUCUGUUGCUCCAAAUGUAUAUAACCCAAGACAAACUUGAGUAUGCCAGCCCCCUGUCAAGGACAACGUCUCUGUACAGCCAGCAUCAUUGCCAUCAAAAUCAAAACAUUAAUUUUGAAUUGAAUGAUUAAAAGCUGUAAUUAGUUACUCGCACAGAGUGAAGAAAAAUCUACCUAUCGAACAGUCAGAUGGCUACCUAUCGUGCAAAGUAAACAAACAUUCUUCUUUCGGAGAACAUGCAAGAAAAGUAUUGGUGUUGAGAAAAAUAGUAUUAUGGCGAAAUAUUUCAAUCGCCAAAACAAGACGCUGUAUUCAGUAAAUUUUACUUUUUUGUAACAAUGUAAAAUAAAUUAAAUGGAAUAGUAUUAUGAAUAAAGUUCUGUAAGCCACGAAACAGUAGGUUUGCAAUUCACUCCACUGUGUAACUCGUUUGAAGUCACUCAAAGUUACAGCAAAAACUGUGGGUGCCAGGAACAAAGAAGAGGGCAUCAUUUUAGGCAGUGUUGCGCAUUACUCUGUACGGGACUCUAU
Messenger RNA from Topomyia yanbarensis, 1491 nucleotides. RefSeq lists its product as uncharacterized. The transcript has 5 exons. Gene Ontology annotation, biological process: sodium ion transport. Bases 400 to 795 code for a protein of 131 amino acids. Gene Ontology annotation, molecular function: sodium channel activity. Gene Ontology annotation, cellular component: membrane. NCBI's taxonomy places the organism in Eukaryota, Metazoa, Arthropoda, Insecta, Diptera, Culicidae. The record is from RefSeq and is a predicted model, not a curated record.